Molecule: messenger RNA, 1776 nt
Organism: Helicoverpa armigera (cotton bollworm)
Lineage: Eukaryota; Metazoa; Arthropoda; Insecta; Lepidoptera; Noctuidae
Product: saccharopine dehydrogenase-like oxidoreductase
Exons: 7
Coding region: 151-1419 (422 amino acids)
Biological process (GO): glycolipid biosynthetic process
Cellular component (GO): lipid droplet; plasma membrane; mitochondrion
Source: RefSeq, a predicted model, not a curated record
GCCAGUCUCAGCCGGCCCAUUAUGUAGUCGAGCACGCUCUUUUGUUACGAUAACUCAGUCAAACAGUGAAACCGUAAGAGUGAACAUUGAAAGCAAAAAAAAUAAAAUAUUUUUAAAUCAUAAAUUAUUAUAAUAUUAGGUGAAAUAACAAUGGCUAAUAAAAGUAUAGAUAUAAUAGUGUUUGGUGCAACAGGGUUCACUGGAAAAUGUGCUGUGAAAAAUCUAGCUAUAUUAACAAAAGAUAAAUAUUGUGAUAUGACAUGGGGUAUUGCUGGUCGUUCUUUGAAUAAACUACAGAGUUUAAAAAAGGAACUGAGUGAUUCUGGUUUGGCAGUAGAGAACAUUUUGAUAUUUGAAAGUGACAUUGAAGAUCGUCAAUCCCUGAAGAAAGCACUGCUCCUGGCCAGAGUUGUCAUCAACUGUACGGGCCCCAACACGACCCUGAGCCCUCCUAUAGUAGAAGCCUGCAUCGAAUGUGGUACACAUUACGUCGAUAUUUCUGCUGAAAUGUUUCACAUACUCAGCCUAUAUCAACGAUAUAACAAAGCGGCAGAAGAUAAAAGCACACUGAUUAUCCCAAGCUGUGGAUUUGCUGCUAUACCAUCGGAAACUGGCAUGAUAUACCUUGAGAGACAAUUCAAAGGGACGUUACACACAGUAGAAUGCUACGUAGAGCUACUUUUACCAAAGAGAACGUAUGUACCUGGCCGAGCCCUCAUACACAAUGGAACAUGGACAUCCCUCGUUUAUGUGUUGGAAUAUUUCAAAGACUACCUCACUUUAUGGAAGGAGUUGUUUCCGAAGCCUGUGGAGCCGGUGCCUGAAGAAAUGAACAAAUCCUUUUUCCAUCGUCACAACGGCCGAUGUUGGUUCCCCUACCCAGGGACGGACAAUGAUUUAGUCAACAUGUCCCAAAGAUAUUUACACAACAAAAAUCAAAAGAAACCUGUACAUUUCGGGGCUUACACCACAGUUCCUCUGUUCUUUCACUGGAUUGUAAUUGCUGCUAUUUAUUUGUAUUACUAUUUGAGUUACUUCAAGUUCUUUAGGAAUUGGCUAAUUAAUUGCCCUCGUCUUUUCACCCUGGGUUACGCAUCUAAAAAAGGACCCACUGAUCGGACGAGAAAGGAUACAAAAUUUGAGUUUGUUCUAAAUGGUAAAGGAUGGGAGCUAGAUGGAAAGAUGGAAUCAAGGCCGACGAAAACUAUGUCGGUGAAGGUAUCAGGCAACGAUCCUGGUUACGAUGCAACAAGUAUAGCCAUCAUUAUGAGUGCAAUCACAAUAUUAAGAGAAAGUUCAAACAUGCCCAAAGGGGGAGUCGUCAUGCCCGGAGCAGCAUUCUACAGAACCGAUAUCGUAGAUAGAUUGAUGCAUGAAGGUUACAGCUACGAAAUUUUAAAAGAAGUAGAAGAUCUGUAGACUAUGGUCAGACCUGUUUUCCUAAGUGGUUCAGUCAGAAAGAUUGAAAGAGUUGAGAUAAAAAUGUUAAGAGGGGUGUGGGUGUUAUGCGACUUGAUAGGAUAAGGAAUCAGAAGGUAGAAAGUACUGAUAGAAAAGAAGGAAGAAUAGGUAUGAACGACGAAAAAUGCUACACCGAGCCCGAAAAAUUGGAAUGUGGGUAGAAAUUAGUUGAUAUAAGUAAUAAGGUGCCUAAGGUGGCGACAUAGUAUAAAUAUGGUGGCGACAUCUGUUAAAAUAUUAGGAACUAUUAUGGAAUUAUGCCUACAUGCAUCGUUUAAGUACAAAGUACUAUGGACUUAUUGGACUAAUUGGAUU